This is a messenger RNA of Suricata suricatta (meerkat), 2375 nucleotides long. RefSeq names its product zinc finger protein 385A (gene ZNF385A). Gene Ontology annotation, molecular function: nucleic acid binding; zinc ion binding. The record is from RefSeq and is a predicted model, not a curated record. Lineage: Eukaryota; Metazoa; Chordata; Mammalia; Carnivora; Herpestidae. Gene Ontology annotation, cellular component: nucleus. The transcript is spliced from 8 exons.
CCCCCUGUACCCCCAGCCCGGCCAGAACGGCCCCCGGGACAGAGCGACGCGGAACCCCGGGCGCCUGGGUCCCCAGCAUGAUCCUCGGCAGCCUGAGCCGGGCAGGGCCCCUCCCUCUGCUUCGGCAGCCCCCCAUCAUGCAGCCCCCACUGGACCUCAAGCAGAUCCUGCCCUUCCCACUGGAGCCAGCCCCCACCCUGGGCCUCUUCAGCAACUACAGCACUAUGGACCCUGUGCAGAAGGCUGUGCUCUCCCACACUUUUGGGGGACCCUUGCUCAAGACCAAGCGGCCCAUCAUUUCCUGUAAUGUCUGUCAGAUCCGCUUCAAUUCUCAGAGCCAGGCUGAGGCACACUACAAGGGUAAUCGCCACGCCCGAAGAGUCAAAGGCAUCGAGGCUGCCAAGACCCGAGGCAGGGAGCCUGGCGUCCGGGAACCUGGAGACCCAGCUCCCCCAGGCGGCACCCCCCCAAAUGGGGAUGGUGUAGCCCCCCGUCCAGUUUCCAUGGAGAAUGGACUGGGUCCAGCCCCAGGAUCCCCGGAGAAACAGCCUGGCUCCCCAUCCCCUCCCAGCAUUCCGGAGACUGGUCAGGGUACAACCAAAGGUGAAGGGGGCACUCCAGCCCCAGCUCCCCUGCCUGGAGGCAGCAAGGAAGAGGAGGAAAAGGCCAAGCGGCUGGUAUUUGCUGCCUAAUAGGUCUGGAGAAUUUUUCCUCCACCCCUUACCUUCUGCCCUCUGUGGGCUCCAGGUACUAAGCACAAGACAAUUCUGGAGGCCAGAAGUGGGCUGGGCCCCAUCAAAGCUUACCCUCGUCUGGGGCCUCCCACUCCUGGGGAACCAGAGGCCCCUGCCCAGGACCGAACCUUCCACUGUGAGAUCUGCAAUGUCAAGGUCAACUCGGAGGUCCAACUGAAACAGCACAUUUCCAGCCGGCGGCACCGAGAUGGCGUGGCUGGGAAGCCCAACCCGCUACUGAGCCGUCACAAGAAACCUAGAGGCGCGGGGGAGCUGGCGGGCACUCUGACUUUCUCCAAGGAGCUGCCCAAGUCCCUGGCGGGAGGCCUGCUACCCAGCCCCCUGGCGGUGGCUGCGGUGAUGGCAGCGGCAGCAGGCUCCCCGCUGUCCCUGCGCCCGGCCCCAGCCGCACCUCUUCUCCAGGGACCGCCGAUCACCCACCCCCUGCUCCACCCGGCCCCCGGGCCCAUCCGAACUGCGCACGGACCCAUCCUCUUCUCCCCCUACUGACCUGAACCCCGAACCCCCUCCCAUUCAACCCGCCCCCCACCUCCAGCCGGGACCCAGGCCUCCGGGCUCCAAGCCUGCCCCUAUUCCCGGCACUCCCUGAAUGAUCUCUCUCUCUCCUUCCCCCCCACCCCGAGGUACGGGGUUCCAGGAAAGGGGAGGGGUAGCGGGGGAGGGGGGCUUCAGAAGGGGGGAACACCCCAGAUCUCAGGGAACCCCGCCCCCUGCCCUUCCCUCUCCCCUAGAAAAGGGGGGGCCGUCUCACCCCCGAGCCCCCUUGGAGACACCCCCCCUCCCAAAAGCCAUGUCCAUCAGCCCUUCCCCCCCAAACCUAGCACAAAACGGGGUUCACAAGCCAUGGUCGGAGUCCGGGGGGCAGAAGUGGAUUUUUCUUGGCAAUAAGCGGACUCUGGGACUCCGGCCCCUGCCCCCAAACUGAAGCGCUUCCGUGAACACCCCCAUCCUCCGCAGGGGGGGGGGGAGCAGGCGGGAUCCUGGGUCCCUCAGAAGCACUUUGGUUUUACCGCCUGCAACCUCACUGUGCCCGCCCCGCACCAUGCCCCAGGCCCAGGUCUAGCUGGGCCCAUCAUAAGGGGCAGCACUUGGGGGCAUCUCUGGCACUUGGGUGGGACCAAGUAGAUGCCCCUACAGACCCUUCCCUCACCUUCUUCCUCCCCAGUCUGUAUUCCAUUCUUUUCACCAGCACCCAUCGCCCAAGGGGUACCGAGGGGGGCAAGGGGUGUCCAGUCCGAGCCCACCCCCGCCUCGCCUUCCGCAAAACUGUGAGCAAAAAGCAAUAGUAGCCUCGCCCCCGCCCCUCCCCUUUCCGCAGGAUUCGCUGAGUCUGUAGCCUUCCCUGUCCCAGCUCCUAGACCUCAUGGCUGUCCCUCCCACCAGACACCUCCACUGCACAACUCGGGCGGGGGCGUGACCUCCCCCCCCCAACCCCUCUGUGGUUUCCGUAUCGUCAGCCCUUCUAGCAGCCGACACGGGAGGGGGACGGGCCCCCACUGGCCUUUCCGUCCCCACCAACUCUUUCUGCCUGACAAUGUAGCAACCCCGGCCCCCCACCCUCGUCUUCCCUUUUCCUUCUCCCUGACAAUAAAGUCUGAAUUCGUUGCCCUCCGUCCCCCA